CUUUGCAACAGCAGUUUCGGGAGGAAGAGCUAGCAAGUCAAUUGCCAGCCAUUCGUAAACGUAGCUAGCUACAUAUUCGUAUUUAUUGGAGACCCUCCGACAAUAAACCACCAAGAUGUUCAACAGAAUGACAAGCCUUUGGAUGGGGGAUCUGGACCCAUACAUGGAUGAGAAUUUUAUCAAACAGGCCUUCAGCACUAUGGGCGAGACGGCGUAUGGCGUUAAGAUCAUUACCCACAGAGUAACGGGAGGAUCGGCAGGCUAUUGCUUUGUGGAAAUGGCAGACGAAGCCAGCGUUGACCGAUGCGUUCACAGACUGAAUGGGAAGCUAGUUCCUGGAUCAAAUCCGCCCAGAAAGUUUAAGUUAAACUAUGCAACUUAUGGGAAACGGCCAGAAGCUGGCCUGGAAUUUUCAGUCUUUGUCGGAGAUCUGUCUUCAGAGGUGGAUGACUACCAACUCCAUCAGUUCUUCCUGAAGAAGUACCCUUCCUGCAAAGGAGGCAAAGUGGUCUCUGAUCAGUACGGUAACUCCAGAGGUUAUGGCUUCAUCAAGUUUGGGGACGAGAACGAACAGAAGAAAGCCAUCGAUGAGUGUCAGAACGCCUCAGGCCUGGGGACUAAACCAAUCAGGAUCAGCAUAGCUGUAAACAAGAGCCAUAAAAUGAACAGCUAUAACAACCAGAACCAGAACUCCUACCACAACAAUUACCAACAGCCGUACUAUCAACAACCCAACCAGAGCUACUACCCUCAUUGGGGCUAUGACCAGUACAACAGCUACAACUACGGUGGCUACGGUCCCUAUGGGGGGUACCCCCCUCCAGGCCCCCAUGGGAUGAUGGGACCCCCACCUCCCAUUGGCAUGCCUCCCAUGCCCACAGACAUGCAGACUUCCUCCGAGCAAACACAGGAGCCCACAGAUGAGCCUGAAGAAGAGGCAGCAGAAGACCCCAACCCUCAGCUGGAUGUGGAUGCACUGAACACUGAAUACAUGGAAAGGAGUGAGGAGCUCUACGAUUCACUCAUGAACUGUCACUGGCAGCCACUGGAUACCAUCACUUCAAAAAUCUCGCCUUUUUCCAGUUCCUGAUCUGUUUCAACUUGUCCUAUGAAUUUAGUAUGAAAUGUAUCUUCUCCAAAAGAGCAAAGUCGCACAGAAAAUGUCAGUUUUUUUUAUCACCGGUAGACACGCAGCAUGUUUCUGCGCUACAGCAUUUGCCAUUUGUAUAUAUUGUCUACAUCCUUCCCUGUCCUUUUUUUUUUUUUUUUUUUUUUUUUUUUUUUUAAUGGAAGGAAUGUUUUUAUUUUUCGCUGUGCACUACAUUUUCCUUCUAAAUGCUAGCUAAGUCUUUCUGGCAGUGCAUUUGUUAUUUUUUCAGAAACUGCGUUCUUCCAUUUAAUUUGUUUUUAAGUUGAUUUAAAUGAAGUAAUCAAUCUCCCAGACCUGAUUUGUUUGUAUUUAACACCAUUUUUGGUACCAUCUUAUCUUCAGGAAGAAAGAAAAACAUUUAGGUGUGACUCACUUUAUUUUUCACAAAUUAAAAACUUCCAUUUAAGCUUGUCUUUCAACAGUGUGCAUCACACCUUUUACUUGUGCUUGAAAUCUAUGGGGUUCUUUUUAAAGGUGCAAUAUACAGCAAUCGGUUGCUAAACUUCUAAUAGUUCGCCCAUAUAACCCGCUGUGAAAUAUAUUUUCAAUAAUCUGUUCGAAGCUGGUGUACCUACCUGAAAGUAAAAAUGCAAAAACUAAACUUAAGAAGGUGAAGCAUCUACUCUUUAGACUUGCUUUAAAUUUGUGAUAGAUAUAUAACUCACAUUUCUAUGUGAAUUUGGUCGUGACGGCCAAAGAGUUAAAUAUUGCCCCUUUUAAAAAAUGUGAAUUCACCUUUCAUUCUCAUGAUAUACAGUUUCUCUAUUUGUCUUAGACUUUUUUGUGCCUGGAGCUUUUGGAAUAAUUAUAUUAUUAAAGCUGACUUGGGGAAAAACAG
Messenger RNA from Coregonus clupeaformis (lake whitefish), 1988 nucleotides. Its product is annotated as tRNA selenocysteine 1-associated protein 1-like. The transcript is spliced from 9 exons. The record is from RefSeq and is a predicted model, not a curated record. The coding region runs from base 116 to 1090 and encodes 324 amino acids. Gene Ontology annotation, molecular function: RNA binding. NCBI's taxonomy places the organism in Eukaryota, Metazoa, Chordata, Actinopteri, Salmoniformes, Salmonidae.